AUGUGGACUUGUACCACCGUGGUUAAUGGACAAUCCAGCUCUAAUACCACAGCCAACCAGUCAUCAUCCAAAUUUUGUGUUGUUGUUGAGCCGCCUACUCUUUGGAAACGUUCGAACACACGGGUGCUUGUACCUGAGGCUGUCCACCCAUCGUUUGUGGAACCUCGCCAGGUUAACCCAGCCUACGUUCCCGACAAAAUGUGCAGCAAGACAUUACGUAUCAUGUAUCGAGAAGAGUCUGUCAAACUGCACGACGUUUUCGAGCAAAGGUUAUUGAUCCAGGUGGACCCUUCUAAACUUGAGCAGUCGGUUCUAAAACAUGAGGUUUUCCUCUGUGUAGAACUUUGGUUUGCCGAAGAAGGUUCACAUAAUACUUUCUCAGUACGUUCGCUGGAAAAGGUGUAUGAACGUCAGCUUCGUGUGCAGCUGACACCAACGCGUGGAUUGCAUCACCACUUUGAUGUAUUUUUCGAUUACUUUCAUCUUUGUGCAGUAGAAAUGGGUCUGCACGGAGCUCUUACAAACGUAUCUCCUAGCAUAAUCAGCCUCCAGAAACUAUCACCGCACGCUACCCCUUUGCCCCGGUCCGGUUCUACACAAAAUCUGGAGCAGCAAUCCUGGCACAGCAUUCUGUUUAACAUUCGGAAUCACGAAAGCCAUUAUGCUUUUCACGCUAGCCGCGUUCAGUUGGCUCGUUCUAUUCAUCGACACUUGUGUCACAUUCUGUUGGCCGCUCGGGAGUCAAUGCUCAUGUUCUGGAAAGAAUUGCUGCCCUAUUUACCCGUUCGGUUCAGACCUCGAAUUGGUACCACCAAUUUUGCGGAAAAACUCGAAGAAUUGUCCAAACAGAUGCACGCCCUGAGCAGUGACGAGGAAAUGGCCAACCAGCUAUCGUUGGAUGUCGCACGCUUGUCUUCCCAGAAUACUGCAUUACUUAAACAAAUGAGUAAAUCUAUCGUCCUGCAUUACAAAGUGACAGCCUACUUGAGGCGGAAGACGCAUCAAGUGCGGAUGAAGCGGUUUGCCGAAUCGUUUUUCUGUCAGGAGCUCUCCAUUGUUCAUCUUUUGGAGAUUUACGACCCAAAAGGAGAAAUUACCGUUGGUCAUGAGGCGCUGGCGAACGAAGUUAGACAGUCCCCCUACUUCCAGCAGUUACCUGCACUAUCGGUCAGUUGCCGCGAAUUGGACGGCGAUCCAAACACGUUGCCAAUCAUUUUUGAAGACGUCUUUCUGUCGCCAAAUUCGAUCCAUUCAAAACGAGUUCCUUGGUGUCAUCAACCUGGUGUGAUUGCCAACGCGAGCGGUGUAUGGUACGAUCCGUCAUACGUUCCUCUCGCACGGGGUGAUUCGCAGGUGAGCGAUAAAUCCCAUCAAUCAGAACCUCUGUCGGGAGAUGCCAACCGAGUUCGACUUGAUGCGCAGCCAUCCACGCGAAUCCGCAUUGAAACGAGCUCAUCCCACCAGAAGCAAGCCCAUUUACUUCGUGGCUUGCCUUCACCGCUGACGGACUCCUCCCGAGCUUUCUCCCGUUCUAGUCCGGCACUAGCUGAAUUGGGUAUAGCCCGAACCAACGCAACACUACCGCCAGUACUACGCUAUUUGAGCCAAAACCGACGCCGGUUUCGUAACUCGAAUUCACAUGGUCAUCGGUCGUUCCAAGCAAUCCGUUCAAAACAUGACAUGUCCGCGCUCCCUGACCCAAUGCACGAUGGCCCAGUCCGCCUGUUGGGCUACCGCAGUGUGGGUGUGAUAUCGGAUGCUCCCAUUGUAGACUGUAAAUCUAAGGCAGUAUCAAUCCGUGUACAUCACAAACAUUCCUGUGGGUGCGGAGUGAUUGAGACACCUACAGUUCGGUUGAGACCGAAACACCUAUCUUUGAGAACUCGAGACCUUCGAUCGAGGUCGGUGAAUUCAAUCCACACGCGCACUGCCUCAACAUCCGCUUUUACUGAUGAUCACGGCUUAUAUUCUUCCCUAUCCGAGGCCUCCUUGAUGCACAACUCUGGUUACUGUAACGUGAAACUAUCUUCUUCGGAUGCUUCCAAUGAUGUGGAUGAGCCUUGCUUGUUGAUCGCAGAACAGUUGAAAUCCGUCUGCGGUGGUGCUCACCGAAAAAGACACGAUUCCCAAUCGGACCGUUCUGGUGUAACUCCCUCGUUGAACCGUACAUCCAACAUUCAAAACUCCUCUUUUGACGAGCGUCAAUUACCGUCUCCUGUGGUACGCUGCUCCAGUUUUAUAGCCGCACCGUCACACUCGGUCGCACUGGGCACCCUAAGUCGUACACCUCGUGAACCUCCUGGUGGUUGUGUUCCUCCGGCUUAUUUGACCAAUGGGCUGGAUCUGUUCACUUCGCAGAAUUGCACAAACACUACGUGUACGGACUCAUCUAUGCGGCCGUUCCUACGAUCACGCACUCUGUCGAGUCUGUCUGUGCCAAAUUUGGCCUAUGCUUGCGCUUUGGCUCGGGUCAAAUCCGAAUCCGUUUUAUCGUCAACUUCCUCGACUCGAGGACACGAACGUUCGAAGGCGUCGACCUUUCAACGGCGUGCACGGCACAAACUUUCCGGAACAAUGACGCGAAGAUCUCAUUCCGCCAUGUGCCGUGUGUACACGUCAGAUUUAGCCUGUCUUGGCUCUUGUUCAGAGCUGGAUCUGAUUGCUCUCGAAGACGCUCAAAGUCAACGUUGCAUUCCAAAACCAGGGGAUUCUAUUUACACUGAUGUGCACAUGGAGUCUGUGCAUCAUCGUAUGGCUCAUUCGUCACUCAACCUUUGUCAAUCGGACAUGAGCGAACCAUACCCACAAUCGUCGGUGCAGGACAAUUUACCCCUUAGUCAUGGUCGAAGUACUAAAAACAAUAUAGAGGAUACACAGAAUCGUAGCACCAACUCUAUACGCUACUGGUCUCGUGGACAAUCGGGCAGCUUUGCGCUUCCACUCAACGGGGCCAGUUCGACAAGUAGCGAGGAAGUCAUGGAUUUCGUCACCCGCAAGCAGGUAUGUGGAUCGAAUAAUUUACAAUCCCUACACGUGACCGCAUCUGCCUCAAUUUCCGAUGCUGCCGCCACAGAUUCCAUUACCCGUCGUCCCCCACUGAUGCCCAAUGGUUUUACGAAAGCUCUUACUCUUACUUCAUGUGACCGAAAUUCCCUGCUCACCGAAACCGGGACAACCCGUUCUUUGGGGACGUUGAGAACAGCCCAUCGUUAUGAACCAAACUCACAGUUACGCGAAUGUGGCUAUCAGCUUCACAGUGAUAUCGAUGGAGACACGGACGAUGAAAUGGACUUGCCUAAAAGACCUGGGGGAUAUCAUACCCAGUCGCGCCAAGAUGAAAAGUUCAGCAUUUUGGAGUUGUUGCGUGAAGACGGACAGCUGCAUAGAUGGCAGACAGCUUCGCAGCGCGUACAUAAUGUGUCUGCAUUACCCAGUGGUGCUGCUCAGACGCAAUCCCUGAAGUACCGAACGAUUGACUCGGUUCCGUCGUUGCACAACACACUGGUGUCGUGUCGAUCUUGUGUCACUCUACCGACCGAGAUUGUUUCAAAGCCGUUGGUCGAUGUAAUCUCCCCUGGAGUAGUUGAGUUCUUACAACUGAAGGAAAAUGUGAAGCGACAGAUUUCUGUAGAUUUCCAGGGCCACGUGUACAGCGAUUUUGCCACUGUGGCUGCUCCGUAUGCCUAUUUCUCCGACCCUCCGAUGCAAAACGACGAACUCCAUCUGGUGGUGUGCGUCCACGGUUUGGACGGCAACGCAAGCGACCUGCGUUUGGUUCGAAUCUACCUGCAACUAGCAUUACCCGAUUGUCGUUUGGAAUUCCUGAUGUCCGAAGGCAAUCAACACGAUACGUUUGCAGGCUUCGAUACGAUGCGUGACAACUUGGUCGAUGAGAUCAUCAGUUUUAUUGAAGGACUCGACGAACCACCAACUCGGAUCAGUUUCAUCGCCCACAGUAUGGGUUGUGUUCUGGUUCGGGCCGCACUUUGCAAUCCUCUACUGGCACCCUACCUUCCCAGAUUGCACACAUUUUUGUCUUUAAGCGGACCACAUUUGGGUACAGUGUAUAACUCUUCCGGUCUCGUGAAUAUGGGCAUGUGGGUGAUGCAAAAAUGGAAAAAAUCUGAGAGUUUGUCCCAACUACGACUACGGGACGAUACUGAUCUACGCAAUACGUAUUUGUAUCAUUUGAGUGCAAGCGCCGGACUGGAUUGGUUCCGCUAUGUGCUGUUGGUCAGCAGUCCACAAGAUCGGUAUGUUCCCUAUCAUUCAACACGAAUCGAGCUAUGCAAAGCGGCCGUCCGCGAUAGUUCCACCUUGGGUGUUGUUUAUAUGGAAAUGGUCACUAACAUUCUGCAACGGUUGAUCAAGUCCUCUCGAACCACCGUAGUCCGAUAUUCCUGGAAAAGUUUAUCUGCGUCUCAUGUGCCAAGUACUUUCGAUGAUCAUUUCCCAGUGAUGUUUUUCUGCCAAUGGAUCCAUGUCGGCGGCCGUGUAUAG
Fasciola hepatica (liver fluke) is the source of this 4500-nucleotide messenger RNA. Lineage: Eukaryota; Metazoa; Platyhelminthes; Trematoda; Plagiorchiida; Fasciolidae. The record is from the annotation of a GenBank genome assembly.